AUGAGCCAUGAGCCACCGUCGCCAAAGAGGCGGCAUAUUCUUUCAUCCAUCAACCCAGACAAUUCCCCAGAGACACACCAACAUGAGGACGCGCCGAUAAGCCCUUCCGCAGAUGGCGUCAAGCCAGCCGACGAGAAUGGCGAAGACGCAAACAUGGACCCGGCGAGGCCAAGGCGGUCGCGGUUGAAGCUGAAGGGCGAGAAGCGCCGUCACCGCUCUCGAAGCCCAGAAGAUGAGUCUGGUCACCGCCGACAUCGUCAUCGCAGCCAUCGCGAUCGCCAUACUCGCCGACGACGACACCGCUCGCCCACGCCGCCCAAUCCGCAUGACGCUCCGCCGCUUGACACAGAGGCCGCUUUCCGCGAGUCACUGUUUGACGCCAUGGCGGAUGACGAAGGCGCUGCGUAUUGGGAGGGCGUCUACGGCCAGCCCAUUCACGUCUACUCGGACGAAAAAAUUGGGCCGGCGGGAGAGCUUGAGAAAAUGACGGAUGAAGAAUACGCGGCGUACGUUCGGCAGAAGAUGUGGGAGAAGACCAAUGCUGGGCUGCUGGAGGAAAAAGCGCGGCGGGAGGAAGAGCGCAAGAAGAAGAAGGAAGAAGACAGGCAGAAUCGCAAGUUGCGGGAAGACAUGGAUCGAAGCAUGCGCCGGUCUGAUGAGCGACGUCGGAGACGGCGUUGGGCUGAUGGAUGGGAUGCGUAUACGCAGGCUUGGUCGAACUGGGACGGCACUCUAGAUAAGAUUGCUUGGCCAGUCUUAAGUGGACAGCGAAAGGAUGUUAAUGAAGAAGCAGUUCGAGAUUUCUUCGUGUACGGUUUGAGCUUGGAGGAUAUCGGAGAGAAGGAGUUUGCUACGAAGCUCAAAGAGGAGCGAGUGCGCUGGCAUCCGGAUAAGAUACAGCAGAGGCUGGGUGGGCAGAGUGAUGGUGAUGUUAUCAAAGACGUGACGGCGAUUUUCCAAAUCGUGGAUAGGCUCUGGGGACAGAUGACGAAGAAGACUCGAUGA
This is a messenger RNA of Trichoderma gamsii, 1005 nucleotides long. RefSeq lists its product as hypothetical. The record is from RefSeq and is a predicted model, not a curated record. Gene Ontology annotation, biological process: canonical NF-kappaB signal transduction. Lineage: Eukaryota; Fungi; Ascomycota; Sordariomycetes; Hypocreales; Hypocreaceae. The coding region runs from base 1 to 1005 and encodes 334 amino acids. The transcript has a single exon.